AUGAAUAUAACUGUUCAAGAAAUUCAAAUAAAAAUAGCACAACAUAUGAUACAACCAAAUAUGAAAACAAAUGAUUUAACAGAACGAAAUAUAUUGUUAAUUUAUCUUCAUCGAAUUCUAGUUCAAUUCGUAUUAUACUACUUAAAUCAUUAUUUCCAAAAAAAAAAUUAUCAAUCAUUACGAUGUAAAUUAGAUGGUUUACUUAAUCGAUGUAUUUUUCCAUUUGCAUGUUGUCGUGAUAUGAAUUUCAAUACUGUACAAAUAAAUCAAAUUUUUAAACGUAUCCAACAAAGAUUAUUGAAUUAUGAUAUUAUAUUGACUUCACCAGAAGAUAUUCUUUCAUUUGAUUUACUCACUAUUGAUAAAUGUCGAAGAAAUGAAUUUGAUGUUGGUCGUUCUAUGUUGUAA
Molecule: messenger RNA, 408 nt
Organism: Rotaria sordida
Lineage: Eukaryota; Metazoa; Rotifera; Eurotatoria; Philodinida; Philodinidae
Source: the annotation of a GenBank genome assembly